AUGCCUCACAAGCAUAAGCGAAAGAGGGGUGAUGAUGGAGAUUAUGAACUCCCACCUUCCCAGAAAGCUCGGGCCCUUCCUGUAAAAGGCCAAUCUUCGUCGACGCAAGAGCCCAAGAGAAAGAACAAGAAGCGGAACAAGAACCAGGACGAUGCGCCGCGUGCUUUCAGACGGCUCAUGGCGGUGGCGCAGGGCAAGAAAUUUCGAUCGGGUCUUGAUAAUGGAGAUCGUAAAGAAUCAUCUACACAAGAGCCAGAGGCCGAGCCGUUACGGAUACGGCCCGGCGAGGACAUGCGAACCUUUGCCUCUCGCGUCGAUGCGGCGUUGCCCGUUUCCGGCCUCACCAAGAAGGCGAUUGUGAAGGACGGCAGGGACGAACAGGGAAUGAAAGUCUACAGAACGCGCAAGGAAAAGAAGAUGCACAAGCUCUACGACCAAUGGAGAGCAGAGGAACGCAAGAUUCACGAGCAGCGAGAGGACGAGCUUGAGCUGGAGGCCGAGAAGGAAUUGGAAAAUGAUGGUGUAAAUCUAAACACCACAUCAUCCUACAUCCUGGAUGAACCAUCAGGCGGGAAGAAGAAGAAGCGUGGCGGAAAGGACGAUCCUUGGGCAGUGCUCAGGAAGCGGAGGGGUGAGGGCAAGAUUGCCUUGCAUGACACGGCCCAGGCGCCUCCUGUACUUCACAAGCAAAAGACGCGGAUGCUGAAGGUUACGGACGGUGCCACAGUCGAUGUUGGGAGCAUUCCAAAAUCAGCUGGCAGUUUGAGACGCCGUGAAGAGCUGCAAGUGGUGAGGGACGAAAUUGUAGAUACGUAUAGGAAGCUUCGAGUACAGAAGCACGCUAGGAUUAUGGGCAAAGCCUCGUCUGAUUAG
Molecule: messenger RNA, 873 nt
Organism: Clonostachys rhizophaga
Lineage: Eukaryota; Fungi; Ascomycota; Sordariomycetes; Hypocreales; Bionectriaceae
Source: the annotation of a GenBank genome assembly